This is a messenger RNA of Athalia rosae (coleseed sawfly), 903 nucleotides long. RefSeq lists its product as uncharacterized. The transcript has 2 exons. The coding region runs from base 1 to 381 and encodes 126 amino acids. Lineage: Eukaryota; Metazoa; Arthropoda; Insecta; Hymenoptera; Athaliidae. The record is from RefSeq and is a predicted model, not a curated record.
AUGGAUCACGGAUUCUGCGGUAGAUGCUCCGAGACAUACGGAAGACGAGCAAGGAUUGAAAAAUCUCGAGACAGAAUUUUCGUCAAGUACCUAUUAUUCAAUACGGUCAUAUUGCACAAUUGCGAGCUUUAUGAUCUGCCAGCAGAUAACUGCAAACGAAAUUAUGAAGAUAAAUUGAAAGAGAUUCAGCAUAAUUUGAGGUCCUUGGACGAAAGCUUGCGCGAAUCACGUGCCUUGGAAACCGAGCAUACCUUGAGAUACUCUCAGACCAAAGUCAAGAACAUAAGCCUACAGGUCGAUUUAGACAAAGCGAAGAAACGGAAUAAAAAUAUGUUAAGUAAGUUCAUUCUUUACAAUGGCAUUAUCAUCAUUAAUAUUUGAACUGACUCAACUUGUCUCGAAAGAUCUUUUUCGUCAGAAUGCCGCAGAAAUAGGUUUCGGUCGCGUGAAAACUUCCAUCAACACAUUACCGGAAUCGUUGCGAAAAGAUGUCCAGCGUAUCUGGAGUCGGAAGUACAUUUUUUCAAAAAGUGUUUCACCCAAAACUGUUGGCAAAAACGCUAUGAUUUUUGAUAUUUCACAGAUACGACGCUUUACUCGAACAAAAUAACAGGCUGAAAAAGGACGUCGCCAGUAAGGAAUGCAUCCUAAAAGCCAAAGAUAGGGAGGUAACUGGUAUUCGUAAAUAUAGAAUCAAAAACUGAAAAUUUAUUUGGUUGAUCUUCUAGAUCGAAGAUCUUCAGCAAAGGCUACUUGACUUGGCGGAGAAGUUGAUCCAACGAGAGACAACGAUUGAAAAUAUAUGUACAAAAUUUCUAUCCUUGAAACAGCGAAAAGAUGAACAGGAGAUUCGAUUUAGAAGUUCUGUUGAAACAUUGCAGGUUUACAAAUUGCUUUUGUAUG